ACAAGAGGAGGGCAACUCUCUCUCUCUCUCUCUCUCUCUCUCUCUCUCUCUCAAAAUGAAGAAUGUCAACAACAGCAACACAAGGCUCAUCCUCCUCCACCCUUACAUCCAGAAGCAAGGAAGCUCCAACCGCCUCUGGCUCCUCGCUUUCAUCUCCUUCUUGACCACGGCCUUCGUCGUCACCCUCAUUUACACCAGAGAAUAUUCCACGACCGCUGCCUCCGCCACCACCGCCACCUUUCCCUCUGCCACGACUGCCUAUAGCAACGCGCCUCUGCCAUCAACCGUCAUCAACACCCUCCUUCACUACUCAUCCAAGUCCAACGACUCUUUCCGCAUGUCCUACUCCGAGCUCAAGCCCAUCUCGGAUGUCCUGAGGAAAUGCUCCUCCCCUUGCAACUUCCUAGUCUUUGGCCUUACUCAUGAGACCCUCCUCUGGAAAGCCCUCAACCACAACGGCAGGACCGUCUUCAUCGACGAGAACCGCUACUACGCCGCGUACGUCGAGCAAAAGCAUCCCGAGAUCGACGCCUACGACGUCCAGUACACGACGAAGAUGAGCGAGAUGCGGGAACUCAUGGCCUCCACAAGGGAGCAGGUACGCAACGAGUGCAGGCCCGUGCAGAAUCUCUUGUUCUCCGAGUGUAAGCUGGCGAUCAACGAUCUCCCCAAUCACGCUUACGAGGUGGACUGGGACGUCAUCCUCGUGGACGGGCCCCGCGAGGAGUGGCCCAACGGUCCUGGCCGGAUGUCGGCGAUAUUCACAGCAGGGGUCCUGGCGAGGAGCAAGAAGGGCGGGAACCCGAAGACGCACGUGUUUGUGCAUGACUUCUGCGGGGAGGUGGAGAGGGCAUACAGUGAGGAGUUCUUGUGCAGAGAGAACUUGGUGGAGUCAACUGAGAAGCUUGGUCACUUUGUGUUGGAGAGGAUGGACCCUAACAGCUUCCACUUCUGUGGUAACCGCACUCAUCGGCUCCAUCACCCAGUUCACUAGUAUAUCAUCAUUUGCUCACCGUAAUCAAAAUGAUGUACGAAAGUCAAUAAUUUAUCGCACAAAGCCUUAUUUUUCCUGAAUGGAAAAUAAAUUUUGCCAAGCAAAUUGCACCAGUCA
Messenger RNA from Syzygium oleosum, 1111 nucleotides. Its product is annotated as protein IRX15-LIKE. The transcript has a single exon. The record is from RefSeq and is a predicted model, not a curated record. Gene Ontology annotation, biological process: xylan biosynthetic process. Bases 56 to 994 code for a protein of 312 amino acids. Lineage: Eukaryota; Viridiplantae; Streptophyta; Magnoliopsida; Myrtales; Myrtaceae.